CACACCCCACCUCUGUCGACCAACACGCUGACACCAUGGACAACCAGGGCAUCAAGCUGGCGAAGGUGAACAAGGUGCUCGGCCGCACCGGUAACACCGGUAACGUGACCCAGGUCCGCGUGGAGUUCUUGGACGACCCUACCCGUUCGAUCAUCCGUAACGUCAAGGGCCCCGUCCGCGAGGGCGACAUCCUCUGCCUCCUGGAGUGGGAGCGCGAGGCCCGCCGUCUGAGAUAAGGCGCCCCAGCCUACGAGACGCUGAACCGCUCCAGCACAGUGACCGCAGUCAUGGGCCAGCAACCGCAGCAGUAGCAACAGAUGGGGGACGUUGUUCUCCUCGCUCAUUGCGCUUGAACGCGAAGCAUUUUUUGCAGAGCAGACAGCUGUAGCUUCGCUGCUGCCUUUCGUCUUCGCCCAGGAUGGGGACGAUGAGCGGGACGGGUUUGCUGUAGCUUUUCUGCCGCUCGGCGGUGAAUGCUGCCGUGCGCGAUUUGGUGUGAUGGUACAGCGAAUUGGUAGUACCGCGUACGGCUGUGCUACAGAGUUGGAAGGUGUCGGAGUGGGGCUUUGACCUCUGGCGUGGCUGUGGUGGGUUGCGCAUUUGAGUCGAGGGGAGGGGUGUGAGGGGCUCGGCUCUUUCUUGCCGUGCUUCCAGCACGUCUUCGGGAAUAAAAACUAAAGACAAGGUUGAUCUGAAUCAUCGAGGACCAUGCUUGCCGGGUGGCAGUUGAGACAGCUGGAUUAUUUGCACAGCUCUUGAGCAUUUGCUCAACUCUUCACCCUUGGUUUGGUGCCCCAUCCGGUGGUACCACUGCCGUGCUACCGUAGCCUGGGUUAAGAGCUACCGUGUGCAAUGGAAUGGCCCCAUCGUGACUUAUGCCGGCCAGGCUCCUCUGUAUCUCAAAAAAAAUUCUCGACACAUUUUCCCGUGUGCUGUAAUUUGUAAUUUGUUGGCAUUUCUACAUUUCUACGCGUACCUUGGCUGUUCUGAGAUUGCCAAGAUGGACACCAUCAGACGUGACACCCCCGAAGCCUCUUCGGCAGCUGCCAUAUGGUACAAAAGGGGGCCAAGUUGCUGCUUUGAAAUCCGGUUGCCCAAAGCAACUUCUUUGAGCUCUCUUUCUCAGUGGAUGGAUGUGUGUUGGCGUGGAUGAAGCCAACCAAUCAGAGCUCGACAUUUU
This is a messenger RNA of Ectocarpus siliculosus, 1180 nucleotides long. The record is from the annotation of a GenBank genome assembly. Lineage: Eukaryota; Phaeophyceae; Ectocarpales; Ectocarpaceae.